AUCGUUUGUCCCCAGAAAAAAGGUUCAUUUACAUAAUUUUUUACAUAAUUGGAGCCAAAGAUCUGCCAUGUUAUUAGAGGUGCCAAACUCCCAAUCUUCCCUCUCAGUUUUCAGCUAUAAAUAGACAUAGCCAUAUAGACGAAUGAAGUCAAGCAGAAGCCUGGAGAACAAAUUUAUUCUCAGCUUUCUUCCGUGGAGUUUCUUUUGUUAACUUGGCAGAAAUGGCCGUCAAUUCCAACAAUAUUGAAACUCAGGUGCUGGAAUCUGACACUGAUAUGAACGUUUACCCUGGAGUCCAAAACCAGGCGAUUGUGCAAUCACUCUACAGGGCAUUGGAUGACGGGGACAUGGACGCCGUGUCCAAGCUCUUAGCAAGCGACCUGGAAUGGUGGUUUCAUGGCCCUCCAAAAUGCCAACACAUGAUGAGGGUUCUCACCGGAGAGUUGAGCCUGCAGGCCACUUUCAGGUUCGAGCCAAGAAGCAUAGAAAUGGUUGGUGAUUCGGUCAUUGCCGAGGGAUGGGAAGGAGCAAAAGCUUAUUGGGUUCACGUUUGGACUGUGAAAGAUGGUCUGAUAACACAAUUCCGAGAGUACUUCAAUACAUGGCUCACCGUAAGGGACCUGCGGCCACCGCGUUGCGAAGUUAGACGAGUGAACCACACUUUGUGGCAGAGCCAGCCGAGGGAUCUUGUACGCCGCUCGUUGCCUGGCGUUUUGCUAGCAAUCUAGCUAGUGGCUGAAGAAGACAGGCCCUGACAUUAAUUAAUGGACGGCCAAAAAACACUUGUUCCCACGCAAGGUAUAUUGUAAUCCACCUUAUAACUACUAACUUUCAAAAAUUUAAAGUCUCACCUAUCAACCAAUUUUUGUUAAAAUUUUCAAGUUAGGAUUAAGGAUA
Mangifera indica (mango) is the source of this 897-nucleotide messenger RNA. Its product is annotated as wound-induced protein 1-like. The transcript has a single exon. The record is from RefSeq and is a predicted model, not a curated record. Lineage: Eukaryota; Viridiplantae; Streptophyta; Magnoliopsida; Sapindales; Anacardiaceae. The coding region runs from base 222 to 728 and encodes 168 amino acids.